This is a messenger RNA of Aedes albopictus (Asian tiger mosquito), 13938 nucleotides long. RefSeq lists its product as uncharacterized. Lineage: Eukaryota; Metazoa; Arthropoda; Insecta; Diptera; Culicidae. Gene Ontology annotation, biological process: DNA replication, removal of RNA primer. The transcript is spliced from 2 exons. The record is from RefSeq and is a predicted model, not a curated record. Gene Ontology annotation, molecular function: nucleic acid binding; zinc ion binding; RNA-DNA hybrid ribonuclease activity. The coding region runs from base 5698 to 7113 and encodes 471 amino acids.
AUGUGGCACUUUUGCAACGGUGUUUUUUGGUCUUUUUCCCCCACCACCCGAGUGGGUUUUUGAUCAGUUAGUUUUAACUAGUAGCCAAAUAGUGCAAUCAGUGCCCAAGGUGAUUAUUGCGCUUCGUGAAGGAAGCGAAUUAGCUGAUUAAAUCAGUCUAAUAUCGUGCCACCGUUAUCAUCGUCGUCACAAACAGUCAUCAGUGAACGAUAAUCUUCCGCAUCUGUAUAGCAGCAGAGCAGUAGGAGACACGGUUGCUGUAUACCUACCUACAGUGCGGUCGGCUUACAGCUGCAGUAGAAUCGAGGAUAGAAGGCUAACCCCCGAUUUCUUCACCCUGGCUUAAGCGUUAAACCAGGUUUAACUAUAUGGGUAAGCCUGGCUUACCGGUUAAGCCGAGGUGAAGAAAUCGGCCCUAAGUAGCAUUGUUUUGUUCGUACCUAUUCCCCACUGCAUUGUAAUAAUUUAUUUUGCUCCGCCGAACCAAAGUUGUUUUUUUUACUUCACUUCUGUCUCUCUCCCGGUAUGCCCCGUAUAAAGGGGUAUAAAUCAGUUUGAAAUAAAAGUACCCGUGGGAUUUACUUUUUGUUUUUUUUUUCUCUCUAUAACGCUCCACACAGGGUGCGUCAAAUUUGAAAUUAAUUUUUGAGUUGAAUUGCAACCGUUUUUUUGGUUUUCUCUAUUUUUGGUAUAUAUUUUUUUUUUGUCUACUCUUUGAGGAUUGAAUUGGAUCCCUUAUGGGGGGAUCCAAUGGAGGCGAAUCGCCUCCUAAAGAUAUUAUUGCUCGAACGCGGUUUUACCAGCCAUCUUCGCCUGGGCCUUGGGUUGUCUAUUUCCGGCGCAAAUGCAAACCUUUGAAUGUGCUCUCAAUUUCUCGAGAGCUGGCGCGUAAGUAUCCCGGGACUGUUAUUCACCAAGUGAAACAGUCCAAGCUGCGUGUAACCGCACCUAGUUACAAAGCAGCAAAUGAAAUUGUCCAGCACGAGUUGUUUUCAUGUGAAUACGCCCUAUACAUAAAUGCACGAGAAGUGGAGGUGGAGGGGAAGAUCCUCGACGAAACGCUGACCUGCGACGACAUCAAGACCGGUGUAGGCCGGUUCAAUAAUAGGUCGAUCGCUGAUGUGAGUAUUCUUGAUUGCAAACCUCUUCAAAAGGCAUCCAUGGAAGGUGACAAGAAAGUUUACUCACCGUCAGGGUCUUUUCGAGUGACAUUCCCAGGCUCCGUCCUCCCGGAAUUUGUUGUAAUUGAUAAUGCUUUUUACACAGUACGUCUUUUUAGGCCGAAGGUUUUUAACUGUACCAAUUGCAAGCAGUUUGGUCACAGUGCUAGCUUUUGCGACAACAAGCCCCGUUGUGGCAAAUGCAACCAAGCUCAUCUCGACGAGUCUUGCACACAGGAAGCUGAAAAAUGUAGCUACUGUGGUAAAGAACUACACGAGUUGCAAAAAUGCCCGGCAUACAAAAAGCGUAUUCAAAAUGAGAGUCGCUCAAUCAUUGAGCGCUCCAAGAAGACUUAUGCGGAAAUGGUGAAAUCAUUUAAUACGCCCGCUAAUAUGUCUGAGUCAGCUGUCCCAGUUGAAAAUCCCUAUCAGGAGUUGUCUUCCGAUGAUCAGGACGAUUGCGAAACUGAUGAGGGUGGAUCCUUUUCGGAGGUACACGCAUCCGGAAAAAGGAAGUCACCAUCUUCCCCGGGAUUGCGCCGAAAGGUUUUCUUAAAGUCUUCCCUCAUAAGUUUGACAACUACUAAAGGAGGCGGAGGGAAUUUAAAAACUCCGAAGAAGCAGGUCUCUGAUGGUGCAGUUCCUUGCUGCAGCAAGGACCUAGAACCUCCGCCUCCAACUGUUAAGUAUACUUCAAAAAGAAAUACUCGACAAGGUGGCAAGAAAAAAGCCACAAAAGCUCCUCGAACUUCAGCAAAAUCUAUCAAGCCCAAACGAGGACUGUUCACUUUUAGGGCCCUUGUGGAUCGCUUAUAUGAUGCCCUCGGACUUUCCGACUCCUUCAGAGGCAUACUAGACAUUUUUCUCCAAGCAGUAGAAGAGUAUCUUCGGAAUUUGACACAAUCAUGGCCCCUCCUUGCUUCGAUCAUAUCUUUUGAUGGAUAAUUCAUCAACCGAGGUUCAAGAUAUGAUCACUGUUCUACAGUGGAACUGUCAUAGUUUAAAACCUAAAUUGGACCUGUUUAAAUUUUUGGUUCACAACUCUGAUUGUGAUAUAUUUGCACUUUGUGAAACAUGGCUUUCUUCUGAAGACGAACUCAACUUCCACGAUUUCAACAUCAUUCGCCAGGACCGAGAUGAUCAUUAUGGAGGAGUACUUUUGGGGAUAAAAAAAAGUUACUCAUUUUAUAAAAUUCCAAUCCCAACUCAUCCUGGCGUAGAAAUCGUCGCUUGCCAAAUAAACGUAAAGGGUAAAGAUCUUUGCGUAGCUUCCGUUUACAUUCCUCCAAGAAUUUCAAUUAACCGCCGUCAUCUUUGGAAUGCGGUUUCUUCACUAUCACAUCCAGUUUUAAUUCUGGGUGAUAUGAACGCACAUGGUACAGGGUGGGGCGAACCAUAUGACGAUAAUAGAGCGGUCAUUUUCUAUGAUUUGUGCGACGAUUUCAAUUUGAACAUUUUAAAUACAGGUGAAGUGACACGUAUUGCAUCUGACGGCAAAGAAAGUCGUCUUGACCUAUCACUGGGAUCAAGUUCACUAUCAUUCGAUUGCUUGUGGAAGGUAAUCGAGGAUCCUCAUGGUAGUGAUCACUUGCCCAUUAUAACCACCACAAAGCAUAAUAGUGAAAGGUCAGACCAACCAAUUCAGGUUCCUUUUGACCUCACAAGGAAUAUCGAUUGGCAAAAAUAUGCAGAAGCGGUAUCUUUUGGCAUCGAAUCAUUCGAUCCCCUCCCACCUUUGGAUGAAUAUCGAUUCCUGUCAGAACUGAUAUACAAGAGUGCAUUAGAAUCACAAAAACGACGAGUUCCAAGUGCAACCUUCAAAAGAAGACCAGCGGCUGGCAUUGGUCACGAGAUUCACAAGUAUGCUACGGUUAUGCUCGUAACGACCUGCGCAAGCAAUCGCGAUGUUAGCAACCAUAGAUCACAUACGCUAAUGGGUAAAUCGUAACCAAGAAACCAUUGUUGACCGUAACGAUUUGUUUGUUUGUUCGACCAUCCCAGACUCUGACCUUCAGUCAAUUUGACCGUCAGCCCAUCAGUCCCAGUUUAUUCCUCAAACAUUUCGACCUCAAACAUUUCGUAAUUUUACGUUUUAAUUACUACCGGAAGAAAAUUGUGUAGGUCAAUGCAUCAACCCUAUUACAUAUUGAUAUUUUUUGUAACCUCACUCUUCUUGGCCGAUUACUAGACCUAGACGCGAUUCCUGUUACCGUUUCCGUUAUAGUCCGCGCAUCACUUGGUGUAUAGCUACAAUUGUGAAAGAGCCCCUGGAAGAACAAGGACCGAUAAGGUGACGUUGCCCUGUUGAUAUCGACAUGCCGAACAUUCCCAACGUUCCUGAACAUAGGCGGAACGUAAGCUUACGCGUUUAGUUAGUCAAGUCUCCACACUGUAGGAUUUCAUCUGGUCCAGGGCUAAAGGUGAUCCCAACCCUCGGCCCACCCAGGCGCUGUCCUCAAUAUUCGACAGCGCCUCUGCAGUCAUAAUAAAGUGAAUAAUAUUGAACUAAUAUGUAUUUAUGUGAAUAAAUAUCUGAUGCAAAUGUUUUUAAUUAAUUAUUUCUUACGCAUUUCUGAAGAAGGUUUGGCCGAACAUAUGUGAGAGCUAGAGCAACAUUUGAAAGAACAGGUCGUUCCUACUGCGGCCAGCAGGCAUAGGCGAAACUACCGGGGGUGCCAUGCACCCCCUAGAAUAAUUGAGAUGCAAUGCUGUGCGAUAUGGGGCGCUGAAUGAUGAAUAGAUGAACUAAUGAACAUUUGUUCGUAAUGGCCAAAAUCCGUUGUUUCGCUCUUGUAACUGUUGGCCUAGCGCACUGUGUUAAAUUAUAUUUCAUAAAUCAAGAGUGUUGACUACUCGUGAAAACAAAUUCUCAGUGGUCAGAAUUCAAAACGGUGGAGUAAUUUGGAUAACACUGUAGUUUUGUAACUACUACAAUGACCUUCAUGACCGUCGAUUCAGUAGUCGAUGACGGUCGUUGUUUGAAAAACUUCAUUGAAGUUUUCUAUGGUUACUUGAACCUUUCUUUCCAUGGACGUUCGCAACCCGAAAAGCUUCUGAGCAACGGCGUAGACGAUUUGAUGAGCCUAUUGCGAUGAAGCGAAUGUGAAUGCGGAAGAAUAUUUUCUGUUACAUGAAAGUGAUUGCCAACGGUGACUAAUGCCAAGCCUGGACCAGCCACACUAGGCUGGGAUGAUGAUUGCACCCAGUUGUAUCUUAAAAAAUCUGAUGCUUUCAAAGCUUUUCGUAGGCAUGGUACUUCAGAUCUUUAUCAAGAGUAUGCUAAGCUCGAAAGACAGCUGAAGAACCUGCUGAAAGCGAAGAAGCGUAGUUAUUGGCGACACUUCAUUGAGGGCCUCUCUAGAGAAACUUCAAUGACAACGCUUUGGAGAGUGGCUCGCAACAUGCGAAACCGCUCUUCUUCUAAUGAGAGUGACGAAUACUCCAACCGUUGGAUAUUUAGCUUCGCGAAAAAGGUCUGCCCAGACUCAGUCCCAGCACAACCGUUUUCUUGUGAAACAUCCUCAGGAGACGGUUCUCUGGACAGACCCUUCACUAUGCUGGAAUUUUCUAUGGCUCUUCUUUCAUCAAACAAUUCCGCUCCGGGACGCGAUAUGAUCAAGUUCAAUCUUCUAAAAAACCUCCCAGAUAUCGCGAAAAGACGAUUACUGGACCUGUUCAACUCAUUGAUGGAGAAUAACAUUGUUCCGCCAGAAUGGAGACAGGUCAAAGUAAUAGCUGUUCAAAAGCCUGGUAAACCAGCGUCUGAUCAUAAUUCAUACCGCCCAAUUGCUAUGUUAUCAUGUUUAAGGAAAUUGUUGGAAAAAAUGAUCCUAUCACGACUCGACCAUUGGGUUGAAUCGAAUGAUUUGCUUUCAAAUACACAGUUCGGGUUUCGCAAGGGUAAAGGAACAAACGAUUGUCUAGCGUUGCUUUCAACAGAUAUUCAACUGGCCUUUGCGGAAAAGGAGCAACUGGCUUCAGUUUUCUUGGAUAUUAAGGGCGCCUUUGAUUCAGUUUCCAUAGGAAUAUUGUCAGAAAAACUGCACAAUAGUGGACUUCCAGGAAUUUUAAAUAAUUUCUUGUAUAAUUUGUUGUCAGAAAAACAUAUGAGUUUCAAUCUCGGACAACUGACAACUUCCAGAAUUAGUUACAUGGGCCUACCCCAAGGCUCAUGUUUAAGUCCCUUGCUUUAUAAUUUUUACGUGAAAGACAUUGAUAGUUGCUUGGAAGGACAAUGCACGCUAAGACAACUUGCAGAUGAUGCUGUGGUUUCUCUAAAAGGCCCACAUGCAGAAAUGUUGCAAAGACCAUUGCAAAAUUCUCUAAAUAAUCUGUCAAUCUGGGCAAGAGAUUUGGGGAUCGAGUUUGCUCCGCAAAAAACUCAAUUGGUUGUGUUUUCUAAAAAGCGGAACCCAGCCCAACUGAAACUCAAUCUUUUGGGAAUAGAAAUCGACCAAUCUUUGACUUCGAAAUACCUUGGGGUCUGGUUUGAUUCAAAAGGCACUUGGGGUACCCAAAUCAAGUAUUUGGUGCAAAAAUGUCAACAAAGGAUCAAUUUUCUACGCACAAUUACCGGAACAUGGUGGGGUGCUCACCCGGAAGACCUCAUAAAACUAUUCUCUCUGUUAUUGAGUAUGGCUCUUUCUGCUUCCACUCAGCAGCAAACUGUCACCUAAUAAAGCUGGAACGAAUUCAAUACCGUUGUUUGCGUAUUGCCCUCGGCUGUAUGCACUCAACUCAUAAUGCGAGCCUAGAGGUCCUGGCAGAGGUGAAACCUCUCCAGAACCGCUUCUGGGAGCUCUCGCUAAGGUUACUUAUCAAGUGUGGAGUGAGCAACACACUUGUUAUUGAAAACUUCGAAGAAAUGCUCAGUCUGAACACUCAGUCAAAAUUCAUGAGAAUCUAUUUUUUCUACAUGUCAUCUGAUAUAAGCCUCCCAGGUUAUAAUCCUCCUCGUGUACACUUCACCAAUGACAGUUCCUCUGUUAAAUACGAUCUGUCCAUGAAACAAGCUGUUCAGGGAAUACCAGAUCAACUUCGAUGUAUAUCUAUUCCUCGCAUAUUUAACGAAAAGUACCAAAAUGUCAAUUCCUGUAAGAGAUUCUUCACUGAUGGGUCUCGCAUAAAUGGACCCACUGGUUUCGGUGUCUUCAAUGAAAACUCCACCGCCUUCCGCAAACUUCAGGAACCUUGUUCGGUUUAUGUUGCUGAGCUGGCAGCAAUCGACUUCGCCUUGGGGAUGAUCUCAAACAUGCCCGCAGACCAUUUCUUCAUCUUCUCGGAUAGUCUUAGUUCUAUUGAGGCACUCCGGUCGAUGAAACCUGUAAGGCAUUCAUCUUACUUUCUUACAAAAAUAAGGGAGCAGAUGGGUGCACUGGUCGAAAGAUCAUACAAGAUUACCUUUGUAUGGGUCCCCUCACAUUGCUCAAUUUAUGGCAAUGAGAAGGCGGACUCUCUCGCAAAGGUGGGCGCACAGGAAGGCGAGACCUAUGAUAGAAGAAUUUCACACGAUGAAUUUUUCCAUUUAGUUCGUCAGAGUUCUCUUCAAAGUUGGCAACGUGAUUGGCGAGAUGGUCAACUGGGACGGUGGUUACAUUCCAUUAUUCCUAAUGUUUCUUUGCGAGCGUGGCAUUACAGUUUGGACGUAGGCCGAGACUUCAUACGCGUGAUGUCAAGACUCAUGUCCAACCAUUACUCGCUAGGCGCGCAUUUGCAUAGAAUAAACCUCGCGCUCGACAAGCUUUGUACUAAAUGCGGUUCCGGUUAUGAUGACAUCGACCACGUAGUUUGGCAAUGCCCGGAUAAUGACGCCUCCAGAGCGCUACUAUUGGAUACCCUUGAGGCCCGAGGUAGACAACCCUUUGUUCCAGUAAGAGAUGUGUUGGGAACCCGCGAUCUAAUCUAUAUGCGGUCCAUUUAUGAGUUUCUUCGCAUGUGUUGUAUAAAGGUAUAAUCUUCUGUUUUUUUUUUCGCUUCAGUUUUUUUUCUUUGUGUUUUGUCUUUUUUGUGUUUUAUGUUCCUGGCCAUCCGGCAGACGAAAACCCGUGACAAGCCCGUGCAAACACCAGAGGCGACGCCAAAAGCCAAGAUACCUCCCGGAUGUGCUACAGAGAACCCUGAAACCUUAUCCUCACCAUGCCUUUCCUUAAAAUUUUGUGACCCGCUAACCUCGAGCAGCCACGAGUACCCUGGCCUCCUCCCAGUACUAACCUCGAGUACCUAAGAAAGUCAGAAAAUUGUAUGUAACUGAAUACAAAUAAUGAAUUGCGGCUCCGUAAAGCGUUACACGCGAUUGAGCCAUAAAUAAAUGAACUAGACAAAAAAAAAAAUAAAGGAAUACUUGAAAAAAUCUUUGGAUGCUUUACUGACCCAACUAACAAUCGUAAUUUCUCAUGGGAUUUCGGCUUUAAGUCAAAGAAGAUCGGAAUCCACAAACAAGCAUGCAUGCUGAAUUGUUGCUUUAUAAAAGUAUAAUGAUAGCUGAACUAUAAUUAUGCUGUACAUAUUACUGUACAAAUGCUUUUUUCAAUUGAAAAAGUAGCCAAUUUUCAACUUUUCGUAUCGGUUUAACAAUGAUAAUUUGAAACACUUUUUAAAGGUAUAAGAAAUUUUCUGUUCGACUUUCAAUUAUUACUUAACAAGAUAGUUGAACAAGACCUUUUUAUGCUUCUUGUUCAGAUUAUGUACAAAUUGGCAACUGUGAUACCUAAUGUUAUGAUUUACUUUAAAAGAUGAAAAUGACUUUGUUGUGUUUUCUGUGUUUGUUUACGUCUACACGGAGAAACAAAAGUACCCAAAAGUGAGUUCAUUCCACUCAACUUCGAGGUUGCGUGUGGGAAGCCAAUUUUGAGUUGAUGGAGUCGAUGUUGAUGUAGGUAGUUUGCAUUUAGGCGUAUACGGUCAAAGUACCUAGAGUCGAAGUUCUUUUUACUCAUCCGACAGUUUAAAUUACUCAACUUUCGGUACUAUGUCACUUACUCAAUUUUGGCUUCCCACAUCGAACGUUUUGCUAUUCAUUCUCUGACAACAGUAAAGGGAGCGAAUGAAAGGGAUGCAAAAAAGAACUCAAAAGUGAGUUUAAAAAUACUCAAUUUUGGGUUCUCUUGUUUUUCAGUGUACACACCUAGAAAAAAUUAUGUAAUUUUAGAUGUCCUGAACCUGACAUAUACGAGCAUCUUCAAAGACACUAAUUUAGAGGUCAAAACAUGUAAAUUUACAUCUUGGAGGACAUCACAAAAUAAAACUCAUUUGUUCUUAGCGUCUAGCAAUCGCCAGAUCGCAAUUCGAGUCGAAAAUUAUUCGACAGAUAAACAUUUAAAAGUAAAAUUUUGGCACGCAUGGAUUCGAACUCAGAUCCGUUGGGUAUGAAGCACAUCACUUACCUCUCAGCUAUUUCACCGAGGAGCAAGGUGGCUCAUGAAUUUGAUACUGACUCUACGUUUCUGGUGAAAUUGAUUUGUUGGCAUAAAAGAUAUUGUAGUACAAGAUACAGAUUGUCGCUCUCGUCGCUGUCCGCAACAUCCCGGGGCCACGUCUGUCAAACGAUUUGUUUUCACGAUCAGCUGCUGGCGAUGGAAGGCUAACAUGUGAAAGCGUCUGAAAUAGAGUAUUUCAAUCUCCAUACAAAGUGACCAAAUCUUUUGUAUUUUCAGUACUAAAAUUGAUGCUGCAAGUAAUCUGAAUCGAGUAUUAGUUAUGGAUUUUUUGUAUUUGAUUGUUUAACAACUAUUUAAUGAAAAAAUAGUUCAUUUAGUUUUAUGAAACUUGAAAUCCGCUUGUGCGAAAAAGUAUGUUGGGUUGCAAUCAAAUGUUGGGAUAGAAACAUUGAGAGGCAAAUGAGAGACACUAGGGAUCCCAAUGCAAAUCGCGCUGAUUGUCGUCGAUGAUCAGAAUAAUCGGUGUGGUGAUUUUGAGACAUCCACAUUCAGCUUUGACAGAUAUGUACCUGGGAUGUUGCGGCACCGGAACAAUGGCUACACUAGCGACAAUCUUUAUCUUGUACUAUAAUAUCUUUUGUUGGCAUCUAACCUACUUACAUGAUGCGCGUAAAAUUGUGUCCAAUUUGUGGUUCAGUCUUGAAAAUGUUAACGUUCUUUUAUGAAUCCGUCUCGUGUAAAUUUCAGAAUUUUUUGGUGUGUAGGAUCUGUCACAUGUAUAAAUGUUGUUUAUUGUUGACUAGAGUGUGAAUGAUUGUAUAGUCUAUUUUACGAAACGACAACAGUGUUGAUAUUUAUAUUAACACUCACGAGCUUGGGCGCAACCUUCUGUCAAAUUUUCAUUCAUGAAAUGAGCGAUCAGCUGAUCCGAAACGUCUCGUAAAAUGGCUCAUUGUGGUAAUUAAGUAUCGUUAACCUUCCGUAACUCGCGCGGUUGACUACCUGCGUCAGCACCAUGCUAAUGCUGAGUACAAAAAGCGAGAUUUUUUCAUCGAGUUGUACAAAAUACAACAGCGCGAUCACUCGAGGGUUAAUAAAGUGUAUACAAAUAAUGAAUACAGUUGUUUAACCGUUAUUGUAGAGAAAGAUUAUUCUCACACCAACAAAGCAGCUGAUAUUGAACUUUUUUUUUGUUUCCACAUAUGGAUAAAAGUAGUAAUAAUUGUUUUGAAUCGGAUUAAAUGACAGUGCUCCCGAACAAGUUGACUUGCUCCGAUUUUAUGAUAGAGCAUAUGUGUUAGAUGCAUCGAGCUAACUACACGGACGCAGCCAAUUUUCGCGUGCCAUCAGCCAAUCAUCAUUAUGUAAUCUAGUUUGUAAUUAUUUUCCAACUACCUAGCACUUUUCUUUUCUCGCUUCAUUCCAACAAAUCAACGACGUGUUGUCGGCGAAGAAGCCCCAGAGUCAGUCACCGGAGCCAGCAUUUGCUGUUGUGGUUGUUAUCUGCGCUAGACCAAGACCGCGACAAAGCUGAAGCCAUGUUUUGAAUUUGUAGGGAAAAAAAAUCCCAUCAAACGCCGGCGCCGCCAUCUUGCGGCGCUUUAGCAGUGCCGCCACUGCCUCUACCCCAAGCAGCCCUGUUGAACUUUCACUAAUUGUUUCAAACAUGAAAUGAAGACUUUUUCACCGCUUCCUCCGGCCAGCGACGAAGCUAACCCGCUCUCAUUACCGUUGCGAUGACUGGCUGCAUGGGAGAAGUAAGAAAUCGCGGUCCGGAUUCACGGGAUCUAACGGGGAUUUGAAUUUGCGCGGCAUUCGAAAGAUUCGUUCCUGAACGAUCGCAGCCAUCGUUGCGCUCGCCGCCUACCAAGACCUACGAUAUGGUACUGAUGGUAGAGCGAUCCCUCCGCAAAUUAAAACAAUGGCAACGUGAUCGGCAUAAUCUGAUGCUUCGAUCGGCGGCGAUGGGUUGCUAUCCCUAGCAUUUGACGUGCGCAAGACUUGCACAAGUUUCUUCUUCGGUAUUCAGCGCGAUGAAAGAGAAUGCAUUUCUUCACACAAUCAUCGGCGGAGGUUUUUACCCGUACGGCCCACUUUGAUCUCGUGCUUAUGGGUUGCUCUGCGAAACCGUCCAGUUUCAAUCAAGUCAGUUUAGAGAAUGCUCUUCAUUAUGAGUCUGGCGUGAGUUGCACCCUCUUUAAAAUUUAUCUAGAUUUAUAUAAAAAUCGACGCCACAAGUUGUGUUGCGGCGCUAGUGUUACCAAAGCUAAAACAAUUUGACUUCUUAAACAGCUUUCAAGAGCAAACUUGUUCUAACUUGGAUAUCUGUUCUCUGUGUUUUAUCACAGACAAACAGACGUCUCACUCUACUCACUUCCUAUCGUUUCACUUUUUAACGGAUAAUUCAAAUAUUCCGUAGUUCGCAAAUCGCUCGCUCAUGGCGCUCGCAUCGUUUUUGCUCCUGUUUGACGUUUGCUCACUACCGCCAUCUACUCAGUAGAUUUGCGUACCACAGCAUAAUUAGCAUUGGGCGAUUAUGUUUGCGUGACGAUGAUUUUUAUCGCAUUUUCUUCCAAGUGACACGUCUGUUUGUCUGUGGUUUUAUAUUCAUUGACUACAACAUGGGAACUUUGCGAUACCAGCGCCAUCUCGAUGUUGAUACAUAUGUUUCCAUUUCAAAUCUUAACGGUUCUUUUGCUUACUCCGUUUUGAAACUGGUCUUGGAUGUCUGUUCUCUGUGGUUUUACAAUAUUUUCCUUUUAUUUUUUCUCGGUUUUACCCCAAUCUACCCUAUUUACUUUUACAUCUGGCACUGACAGGCACAGUCACAAACUCUUGCACAACUUGGCUUUUAGCUUUUAGCGCUAAUCAACGGCUGCACUUCCCUUGCAUCGUGCCUUUUGCCACAUCAGGAAGAAUGUUGUAGGAGUUUCAUCUCUCGUUUCUAACUUCUUCUCCUUCCAUACUCUCGAAUCUUCCAUCAGCAGAGGUUCCUCCGAAACGCGCUGAUGCAGCACGCGAAACCUAAUAAUUAACGAAAACAUGACUUUCGAUUUUAACCCCUUGGAUUAGCUUCAGCAGCAACGGUAAAAGGUCUCACCCGUAGCAGACGGUGGUGGUCCCGUCCCAUCGUCAUUCUCCCUUUCGAAAUCGAAUCGAAUCCGGGCACGCAGAUGGGAGUCUCCCAUUCACUUCCUUCCAAACACCAUCAAGCUCAACCUGAUGGGAGGCACUUUGGCAGGCGACGCGUGCUGUAGCUGGUGCAAGUUUCGAGGCGAAAAUAAAAAACAAAAACAGCAAAACAUCAGUCAGGGAUGCUGUGAAACACCGACCGGCUGAAUGAACCCUAAACCACGGUGUUCAAGGGGGGAUUGGUGUAAAAUGCACUAUUGAGCAUUAAUCCAGCAUUUUACAAGCGGUAAUGGCCUCCUAAAAUACGGUACAAAAAGGGCGACAAGUUGGAUUGCGGGAACUCUCUCAAAUUAUUGUAUGCCUCCGUCUAACAUCGAUUGCAAGAGAGUUCAUGGGGCAGUAUAGACGAGUGCAUCGAUGAAUAUUGAGUUCACUGAGCCUGAAAUUUUUUGACAGCACAGCGGGGUCGACUCUCAAAAACUUCUACUUAGAGAUGCAUCACCAAAAUGCGCUGAUAAUAUUUUUCUUUGAUUUCUUGCAUGAAUUUACAUUUAAAGUAAUGCAUAUGCAUAUAGUGAAUGCACUAGCCUAUAUUUUUGCAACUUCAUCGCGAAAAGUAGAUGCAAUAAAUUAUAAAAAAUUUCAGCUGGGUAGAAGUUGUUGAGAGUCGACCCCGCUGUGGUGUCAAAAUUCGCUGCCCGAGUGAACUUUCAGCGGGCGGUGCACUCGUCUAUCAGGCUGGAUUCAUAGGUGAACGCGUUACAACGGAUCAGAUGUUCGCCAUCCGCCAGGUGUUACAGAAAUGCCGCGAAUACACCGUGCCCAUACAUCACUUGGUCGGCGUUAAGUCAGAGGGGACCAAGUAACAAAAUUGACGAAAAUUAGAUUUUAAGGGCAUUUGAUCAGGAAUUACUUAGGCUACUUGGAACAUUCGCCCAAUUUUCUUAAUGUUACUAUUAACGAGAGUUAUAGCACAAUUUUCUUUUGAUUGAACUGCAAAAAUUGAUAAUAGUGUACAGUCAGAGUGGACCAUAUGCUUGAUGUCAAGAGAGUUGAAAAAAUAUGUAUUGGUUAAAAUCCAAUAAAUAAAAUAGUUUAUCAUCAAAAUGUGAUACGUUUCCAAAUCGUAUGACUCCCUAACGCAUUUUCUGAUGAUUAUUGGUCAAGGAAGCACGUAAAAUUCCAUUUUAUUAUGGUCAAUAUCGUAUUUUACAGAUCAUCGUGUUGAAGCAUAUUGGGGCAUUUCACGUGCAGACAGAGUGGACCAUGUGUCUCUAAGAAAAAUAGUUGAAAUUACCUUAUUCUUCGCAACCCUUUUCAAAUCAAAAUAUGUUUGUUUAGUAGCUGUUGGGCAUCAUAUUGCAAUGUACCAAUACCCGUUUCAUGAAGAAAUUGAUUUUACCGAAUAUUUAACAAUUGUGUACUUGGUUCACUCUGUCUGAACGAAAUUUUGAAAAAUGCUAGUCCUCUGAAUAAAUUAUUAUGAACCGUGUAACUACAAUAUUUCAAAAACGUGCUGAAUUAUGAAAAUACAUUCAAAAGUUGUUAGCUAUUCAAUGUUCAAAUUAAGAAUUCUCAAAUAGCUCAUUAAUUGACUACCUUUCAUGUGAUAUUGAACUGUUGUACUUGGUCCAUUCUGACUGAACAUAAAAAUUUAAAAUGGUAACCAACACUGUAAACAGAAAUAUCAAAAUCUAAACUUCCUGCUCACAUUAUACACCACUCCUAUUAACUUUUGUCCUACUUGUGCAUUAUUUUUUCAUCAAAUAUGUAAGAACUUGAGUGUGAAAUGUAGUUGGUUGAAGAUUUUCCAAAAACCGUUCAGUCAGAGUGGACUAAGUACAAUUAAUUAUUUAGCAAUUUCUCGGUUUUAAGCUUUAUUUUACGUUUUUUUCGCGAUCAAUACAGAGCGAUGCUAUGAUGCAUAGUUAUUAUGAUUUAUAGCAAAAAAUCAGGAACAUUUGUUGAAAAACUUAAAACUUAUAGAGUUGCAAACUUUAAAGUCGUUUUUCUAGAAAUUAAGUAAAAGACACAUGGUCCUCUCUGACUUAACGCCGACCACUUGUUCAUCAAUUUCAAAUCGGCGUAUGAUACAAUCGAUCGAGAACAGCUAUGGCAGAUUAUGCACGAAUACGGAUUCCCGGAUAAAGUGAUACGAUUGAUCAAGGCGACGAUGGAUCGAGUGAUGUGCGUAGUUCGCGUCCUUUCGAAUUUCGCAGAGGGUUACGGCAAGGUGAUGGUCUUUCGUGCUUGGCUUUAGAGGGUGUAAU